CAAAAACAAUCUUGGUAGCUCCCGUCAUGUCUUGUGGCACGACCCAUACUAGUUUAUAGAUUGGUCUUUGGGUAUAAUAGCUGGAUUAUACGGUAAUAGUUGUAGUGAGCAGCCACGGCAUCAUGCGAGCUGUUAUUCUAGCAGCUGGUUAUGGUACCAGAUUGGAGCAGGACCUGAGGAACGACACCAGUGGAGAAUUCUCUCAUCUUAUUGGUGUGCCAAAGCCCUUACUGCCAGUAGGCAGCCAUCCACUUAUAACACAUUGGAUUCAAACCUUUGACCAGACUCCAGAAAUAACAAGCAUUGUUGUUGUUGUUAACGAUCUUUACAAGAAAUUGUAUGAGCAGUGGGCAGAGACAUUGCAGAGGAGGGUUGAGAUCCGGAGUGAUGGCUCAUGCAGCAACGACGAGCGGUCUGGGGCCGUGGCCUGCAUGAUGAUUGGUGUGAACUAUCACAACGAAGACACCAUUUUCAUUGCUGGAGACACACUCUUGAAGGACACCUUUUCUCUGAAAUCGCUAAUAGAUGAUUUUGAGGCCCUCCGUCAAGAGCACAAGGGAGCCUGCCUCAUACUGAGUGCUCCAGUGUCAGAGGAGAAUGUUUCAAAACAUGGUAUUCUUGAGGUUGACAAGUCGGGAAGGGUGACGAGAUUUCUUGAGAAGCCUCUGCCUUCUGCCACAUUGUCGAGGCUGCAGUGCCCAUGCUUUUACGUCAUCUCAUCAGAGAGUCUUUGUUACCUGAAGGUACGUAACUUUUUUUCUAGCUUAGUGCCCCUUAGCUGAGUUGGUAGCACACUUACUUUACACAUUGAGGUCUGUGGUUCGAUUCCUGGUAUGGGUGGGAACAUUGGGGGCAUGUUCCCUUAACCUUUUCAGGAUCGAGACCCUUCAUCUUGAA
Messenger RNA from Cherax quadricarinatus, 897 nucleotides. RefSeq names its product translation initiation factor eIF2B subunit gamma. The record is from RefSeq and is a predicted model, not a curated record. NCBI's taxonomy places the organism in Eukaryota, Metazoa, Arthropoda, Malacostraca, Decapoda, Parastacidae. Gene Ontology annotation, biological process: biosynthetic process.